Messenger RNA from Exserohilum turcica Et28A, 1191 nucleotides. RefSeq lists its product as uncharacterized. Lineage: Eukaryota; Fungi; Ascomycota; Dothideomycetes; Pleosporales; Pleosporaceae. Gene Ontology annotation, molecular function: catalytic activity. The record is from RefSeq and is a predicted model, not a curated record. The coding region runs from base 1 to 1191 and encodes 396 amino acids. The transcript is spliced from 5 exons.
AUGACGCGCGUGCUCGCAGGGCCUUACUGUACACAGAUACUCGGAGAUCUUGGAGCGGAUGUCAUUAAAAUCGAGCACCCCACACGAGGCGAUGAUACCAGAUCCUGGGGCCCACCAAAUGCGCCGUAUACCGAUGGUGUGGAACGCCAAUUCCCAGGCGAAAGCGCAUACUAUCUCUCCGUAAACCGCAACAAGCGCUCGGUAGGCCUCGCCUUCAACAACCCCACUGGAACGGCAAUUCUACACAAACUCGUCGGUGAAUGCGACGUGUUGGUUGAAAAUUACCUACCAGGCUCACUCGCAAAAUACAAACUCGACUAUGCAACGCUCUCAAAGCUCAAUCCGUCGCUGAUCUACGCCUCAGUCACAGGUUACGGACAAACAGGGCCGUACCGCGACCGGGCAGGCUACGAUGUCAUGGUAGAAGCGGAAAUGGGGCUGAUGCACAUUACGGGAGAGCGGGAGGGACCUCCGGUCAAAGUGGGAGUUGCAGUCACGGACAUCAUGACGGGAAUGUACACGGCGAUUGGGAUCCAAGCGGCGCUGUAUUCGCGGCGGGAGACAGGGCUGGGGCAGUGGAUUGACGCGAGUUUGAGUGAUGUGCAGGUUUCGGGGCUGGCCAACAUUGCGAGUAGUGCCUUGGUGACGGGCAAGGGGGACAGUGGCCGGUGGGGGACGGCUCAUGCUACAGUAGUGCCGUAUCGCGCGUACGCAACAAAAGAUACGAAUAUCACCGUAGGUGGCUGCAACGACCGUCUCUUCGGCAUCCUGUGCGACAAGCUUGAGCAUCCGGAGUGGGUGACGGACCCGCGCUUCGUUACCAACGCUCUCCGCGUGCAGCAUCGCGAAACGCUCGACGCCAUGGUGCAAGCCGUGCUGGCGACAAAGACGACAAAAGAAUGGCUGGACAUCUUUGAGGGGUCGGGAAUGCCGUAUGCGGCCGUCAACGACAUCAAGGCCACCGUGGAACACGAACACGUGCUUGCGAGGGGCAUGAUUGAAGAAGUGCAGCACAAGGCGCUGGGCAAGGUCAAGCUGGUCAAUCAUCCCGUCAAGUACUCAAGAGCGGAGCCCAAGAUUCGGAUGCCGCCGCCGUUGCUCGGUGAGCAUACGGAUGAGGUGUUGAGGGAGGUGCUGGGAUACGGCGAGAAGGAGAUUACGGAGCUGAGGGAAAAGGGCGUUGUUGCGUAG